AUGGAAAGAAACCAAAAAUCUAUAUUCUUAGACUAGUUUAUGCAAUCUAUAAAUAACCAAAAUGUAGGCGAUUGCAUUUCAGAAAGAAGGCACAACUAGUCAAUUGAUCAUAACUUGGUUUUGCCGAAACUCUAAAAAAAUGAUAUUGUUAAGAAAGCUGUUGGGAAAUUUUUCCAAAAAACCGAUACGACAUAACUAGUUUAUGAUUACUCAGCUAUUUAAUAACAGCUAAGAAAAUCAGAUCACUCAAAGUUUCUAAAUAAGCUAAAGAAAAUAAAGUCAAACAAUUAAAGUCCAUAAUAUAGGUUAGUCAAUGAAGAGCCUAAUUAGAGAUACUUUAGAUUUGAUAAAGGGGAAGACCAAAAUAAGGAGAAUAUUUUAGAUAAUCAAAAUGCAGAUGAAUGUUUGAUAAUGGGAAGAAGAAUAAGACCUAAAUUCAAGAUAAAUAUUACGAAAGGAUAAGGCAAAAAUAUUUAGAGUUACAGAUAAAAUCCCCUUGAGCUGGUUGAUAAAUUAACUGGAAGAUCAACUUGUUCUAGGACUCACUUAAUGAAAUAAAACUAUGAAAAUGAGAACUAGUCUUAUAAAGGAUCUGAUAUUUAAGAAAGGGAAAACAAUAGCCCUUAUCGUUCAGGCAAAGUAUCAGUAGGUCAACAAACAUAUGUAAGCGAAUUGGUGCUAUCAAAUAAUGUUCAGUUAGUUGCCAAAGAAUUUGAUAGUAUUUCAGAAGGAGAAGAAUCAUCUUUUGAGAAUUAUGAUGAGGUUGGAUGUUUAAUGUCUAAAAAUCUAAUAUUUGAUGGUGAUUCUUCAAACAAAAGUUCUUUAACUUCGCCAAAAAAUUUCAAUAAAAACUUAUACAAUUUUUCAUAGCAAUCCAGUCCUAUCAAGAAGUGGCUAAUGGAGGAAAGAGUUUAAUUUUUUGGAAUUAAGGUUGAAAUAACUAAAAAUCAUAAGAAAAUUCUUUGA
This is a messenger RNA of Stylonychia lemnae, 966 nucleotides long. The record is from the annotation of a GenBank genome assembly. NCBI's taxonomy places the organism in Eukaryota, Ciliophora, Spirotrichea, Sporadotrichida, Oxytrichidae.